AUGAGUCGAAAUAUGGUAGGACGACAACAUCGCCGCGUCGAUGAAGUGAGUUACUGGAUGAAUAAUGCUGGAUGGACUGUGGAUGAUGAUGCAGCAGAAGCCACAUCCACGAGUACUACCACGACCACAACGUCUACAUCUAGUCAAAACGACGAUGGUGGUGGGUUUUCGUCCAUGAUAAAGUCAUCGUCCUCCUCUGAAGGAAUCAGUUUGCAGCUCAAGCUUGUUGCUGCUUUCAUUGCGGUCGUGGUUGCGAUCGUUGUGUAUCAAAUCCUUGCUUCUGGCAGGCGAAAAAAGAAGAAAAAGAAGAAGGUUGUUCCUUCCUCGGAUGAUACCAAGGUAUCUCGACUCUCUCGUGUUUCUCGAACGGCAUCACGCAGCCGACCAUCUUCACGCUCGGCAUCGCGACCGAAACGAUCUUCCUCUGCUGCCAAACCUGAUGAUUAUCAUCAAAUGGAAGACGUCAAAGAAACGGUCAAGAGCGAGAAACCAAAGAAGGAGAAGAAGGAGAAGAAGUCGUCAAGGUUCGGAAGGAGUAAAAGCCGAGACCCCAAGAAGAAGACGAAAAAGAGUCGCCUUUUGUCUCGCUCCAAGUCGGGAAGCAGAAUGGGACCAAGCGAGCUGGUCUAG
This is a messenger RNA of Cylindrotheca closterium, 630 nucleotides long. Lineage: Eukaryota; Bacillariophyta; Bacillariophyceae; Bacillariales; Bacillariaceae. The record is from the annotation of a GenBank genome assembly.